Uranotaenia lowii is the source of this 6187-nucleotide messenger RNA. RefSeq lists its product as uncharacterized. The record is from RefSeq and is a predicted model, not a curated record. The transcript is spliced from 2 exons. The coding region runs from base 4482 to 5264 and encodes 260 amino acids. NCBI's taxonomy places the organism in Eukaryota, Metazoa, Arthropoda, Insecta, Diptera, Culicidae.
AGCCAGAUUUGGCAGGCAAAUCCGGGGUACCGUUUUGAUGUUUUCCAUUUUUUGUUCUGCCUUGUUGCUAACUUUGCCUCCAGCCUGACUGGUAGUGUCGUAUUUAAGCGCCAUGGCGUUGACUCAGGGCUAUGUUGUUGUUUUUUUUGGCUUGGUGUUUCUUAAUUUCAGCGGAGAUGGUGGGAGAUAAGCCAAGUUUUACUUUCGUCCUUUUUAUGUCGAAUCAUAUUUGGUGGGUGUUGUGUACGAUGGAAAAAGUUUUUGGAUAGGUAAAACACGUGGAAAGUUGCUCUGGAAAACCACACCAUUCAUGGAAAUUGGAUUGGAUAGUUUCUGACCGUGAAUGAUUCUUUUGGGAAACAAAGGAGAAAAGUUUGAUGAAUAAGUGAUGAAUCGAUCGUGCCAUGGGGUAAUAUUUCUAGCCGAAAACUGCAAGAAAACCCGGCUAGAAUAAGUUUCUAGGAAUUGUAACAAAAAGCAAUUGAAAUUCACCGUUCGAGAUCCGCAUACUUUUUACAACUUACAGCCAUUUUCAUAAGUAAGUUUGCCGGCCAAGAUGAAAAGCUCAAAUUCCACUGAAAUAGUGCUACCCACUGUGCCGGGUGAAUUCUUCCCCCGGAGUGCUUAACUUAAAGAGAUGUAAACGAUGCAAACCAUGUGCCGGGGCUUCCUCCAAUGAAUGGGGGGGAAUGAUGCCGAGGGGUAAGGAAGCAAAAACUUCGAUAAAAUAUUCUUGCUAUGAAAUUGGAAGCCGGAGAUUUCCGAGUGGAAUGGAAGCAGCAUCAAAAUGAUGGGCAAAAAGCAUCAACAGCAACAGCUACCAGCUGAAGAAAAAUAUUGAAAAUAAAAUGCUGAAGGAUCCCGGGGAACAGCUGAAGCAACAUCGCAUCGCCGCUUGCGGAAUCAAUUGAAAUGCAUAGUUGAAGAGUUUGGCUUCGUUCCGCUACGAGAGAAAUAAAAACGAUCACGAUCCGGAAAGAAACGAGAGAUGCAACCCAGCGCCAGCCAGAACCGAUCUGUGCCAUGCUGAAUGAUUCAAAACGGGGAAACUUACCCGAAAAAGAUGCCAAAGUUCAGCUCCUCUAGUCGUUGGUAUUCAGCUGGUUCUGCUUCUGCUUUCCAUCGGAGACAAGCAGCAGAAGAUGAGGAAAAGUCGAACAACAAUAGAAACAACGAUUUUGAAAAACACGCAAAAGAGACGCAGGAAGUGGGAAAAAAAAUCUAAAUAAAACGACCCAACUUUCCGGAACCGGCUGCGGCUCAACGCAAAACCGUCCGAGAAGAAGAAAAAACACGAUCCGGUAAAAGUUUUGCGCAAAUCUUUGAAGCUUUGAUGGACCAGCAACGGUUGCGACACAUUUUGCCAUGGUGGCCAGGCCAUGUCGUCAUCUUAAAGCGCUCAAAGUCGAAGUGACGAACAAGAAAAUGAGCGCGCUCUCCCAGAAGAGGAAUGUCCUAUCUGUCUGUGUUGUCAACCGGCAAUCUCCGGACCAAUUUCCCCGUCCCCGGCUCAAAAACCGUGAAACGGAUCUUCCGGUUCGAGUUCAAUUAAAUGCAUCUUGUGACUUGUGCCUGGAGGCAGUUGAUAUGCUACGCAAUUUGAACGGCAGCAAUGCAAUAUCGCCUUUCUAUUGGAAAACGACGAAGAAUUGCUUUUGGCGUCCCACGAUGACAUAAAGUGUUUAAGAUGGUUGUUCGACUAGCUAACUGUAGGAGAUUGUUAAGUGAAACAACUUAACUAUCAUAUUCUGAGGGUGUAUGAACUAAGUUUCGUCAUAUAUCAAACUUUUGACUAAAAUAGUUAUAUAAAUUUUUGAAAUUGUUAGUGGGUUUUUUCUCUUAUUAUAUCGCUUCGCCCUUUGAGGCAAAAUUUUAGCCAGAGAAUUUUCGAAUAAGAUCCAUAUUUUCAAAUAGGAGCCCACGUAGCCUAAUCUUUUCGGAAUCGAAAUAAAUACUAUUAUCAUUUUGAGCAAAAUGGAAACUUGACACAUGUUGAAAUUAUCCGUAAAUUCAUGAUUCAAACCACCCACAAAUUAGUCCCAUACCCAAUUGAUUUCAGUUUUCAUAUUACUACUACUACUACUAAGGGUCCAGCGCCGAUUGACCGGCGCAUAGGGCUGAGAUAAAAGAUCUCCACUGCUGGCGAUCCGGAGCCAGCGUCUUCACUUGCUGCCAACCUAGGUUCUCGUCAACUGUGCGGAUUUCAGCGGCUAGACUUCGCCGCCACGAGCUUUUGGGCCUGCCUCUUCUUCGAUGCCCAUCUGGAUUCCAGUCAAGCGCCUCUCUGCAAAUCUCGUUUUCAUCUCUUCGCAGCGUGUGCCCAAUCCAUCUCCACUUACGUUCCCGAAUCUCGAUUUCUAGCGUCUUUUGAUGACACCGGCGAUGAAGUUCAACGUUUGAGAUCCAGUUGCCAGGCCACUAAGCGCGGAUGAUGUUCCGCAGGCAGCGAUUCACAAAAACUUGCAGUUUUCGCGUCGUCACCGCAUAUGUGCACCAAGUUUCACACCCGUACAGCAAUACGGAUUUGACGUUUGAGUUGAAGAUUCGGAUCUUAGUUCGUAGAGAGAUCUGGCGUGACCGCCAGAUGUUUCGGAGACUCGCAAACGCAAAUCGGGCUUUUCUGAUCCGGGUUUCGAUGUCCUUCUUGGUACCACCAUCAGGCGUAAUCUGGCUACCAAGAUACUGGAAGCACUUCACUGUCUCAACCUGUUGUCCAGCUACCACGAAAUUGGAACGAUUUUCUGUAUUGAUUUCCAUCGACUUGGUCUUUCCGACAUUGAUUUUGAGACCUGCUGCCUUGGAGCUUUCGGUGAGGUCGUCGAGUUUGCUCUGCAUGUCUUGUUGUGUUUGGGCGAGCAAAACAAUAUCGUCUGCCAGGUCAAGGUCGUUCAGUUGAUCCAUGGUUGAAGGAUUCCACGGCAAUCCUCGGUUCGGUGCACAGUCAAUCGAUCCAAUCAGAAUCUCAUCCAUUACGAUUAGAAAAAGUAGCGGUGAUAGAAUACAUCCUUGUCUCACUCCAGCAGUUACCGGGAUUGGUUCGGACAAGACACCGUCGUGCAAGACCUUGCACGAAAAUGCCUCAUACUGUGCUUCGAUGAGAUGGACUAGUUUCUCUGGGACCCCUCGUCGUCUAAGAGCAGCUCAUAUGUUUUCGUGGUUCAGUCGGUCAAAUGCUUUUUCGAAAUCAACGAACACCAGCAGAAAAGAGUCCUGGAAUUCGUUGAUUUGUUCCAGUAUUAUUUCAUAUUACCUAUGAAAUUAAUGUUGAUGCAAGUUCGAAAAUAUUCGAGGCUUAUUCUUGGGCUGAGAGAAAGCGAGUGAACAGAUCAGGGUGAGCAAUCUUUUGAAGCAACGGGCCUAAUUGAAUUUGAAAUCUUGUCAGUGGGCCGCACUUUAUAUAAUACUAGCUGAUCCCGUACGAACUUCGUUUCGCUAACAACAGUAAAAAUAUGAUCAGAUUAGACGUUAAUGUUUUUAUCUAUUCUCGAUAUUCCUAAUAAUGAAGAAAAAUACCUUUGCUUUGAGAGUAUCCUUAUUGAUAUCUCGAUAUCUCGAAUCUCGUUAUUCAAUAAGCAUGUUGACCCGUUUAACUUUCACGACAAUUUCACAAAAACGGCGGAUGGUUUAAAAGAAAUAUCCCUUUUCGUUGUACAAUAAUCCAAAAUUCAACACAUAAAAUCAUAUUGAUUUUAUCACUACAUCCCUGUGCAUAAAUUUCCAAAUCGAUUCUAUGCCGACUCUUUACACAAAAAUCGAUACCUAAAAACGAUUGUUCAUUUCUUUAAAUUCCUGUGGGUAAAUUUUCAUAUCAUUGGAAUGGACGACUCCUUCCGCUGACCUGUGACUCUAAAUUUCAUACCCGAAAUAAAUUGCUCGUCUCUUAAAACUCUCAUGUGCAUAUUUUCAUCUCAAUCCGAUGCAUAAUCAAGAUAAUAUCGCGUAAACAAUGAAAAAUCAAUAUGGACGAUCUUUUUUCAAUUAGAAAUCAAUUGCCCGCCCCUUGAAACUCCCACGUACAAAAUCAUUUCCGUCUGAUACAUAAUAACGACAAUAUUUCUAAAACAGUGAAAAGUUUAUAUGGACGACCCCUUUUGCUGAUCCCUGAUCCAAAAUUUGAAACUUUACAUCAAUUUUCCAUCGCCUAAAAACUCAAUGUACAAAUUUUCAUUUCAAUCCCAUGUUUAAUAAUAUCAAUAUCGCAAAAACACUGAACUGUUAAUAUGGACGCCCCCUUUUCCUCUUAUACAAAAUUUAACACUUGAAAUCUUUUGUUCAUUCCUGAAAACUUCCAUGUGCCAAUUUCCAUCUCAUUCCGAUGUAUAAUUAUGUCAAUAUAACUUAAACAGUAUUUGUUUAGUAUGGACGACCCCUUUUGCCGGCCCCUUAAACAAAAUUUGAUACCUGAAAUCGGAUGCCCGUCUUUCGAAAAGCCCGUGUACCAAUUUUCAACUCAUUCGUACGCAUAAUGACGUUAAUGUGGCAUGAACAGUAUUUGUGUUGUAUUGAGGACCCCGGAGAUCUACCGCAAACUGAAACGCGAAGCAGGAAGGAUUGGGUUGAUGAUUAAUACGUCCAAGACGAAGUACAUGCUGGCAUGCGGAUCCGAGACCGACCGAACCCGCUUGUCCAGUAAUAACAAGGUCAUGAUCGACGGCGACGAGCUGGAGAUAGUCGAAGACUUUGUCUAUCUCGGCUCACUGGUGACCGCAGACAAUGACACCAGCCGUGAGAUCCGGAGGCGAAUUAUCAGCGGAAGUCGUGCCUACUAUGGACUCCACAAGCAACUGCGGUCGAGAAGACUUUGCCCUCGUACGAAGUGUAACCUGUAUAUGACGCUUAUUAGACCGGUUGUUCUCUACGGGCACGAGACAUGGAUAUUGCUCGAGGAGGACCUGCGUACACUCGGAGUAUUCGAGCGACGAGUGUUAAGAACCAUCUUUGGCGGCGUACAGCAGAACGGAGUGUGGAGGCGAAGGAUGAACCACGAGCUCGCGCGACUCUACGGCGAACCCAGUAUCCAGAAGGUGGUGAAGGCUGGCCGGAUACGCUGGGCGGGACAUGUUGCGAGAAUGCCGGACGACUGUCCUGCAAAACAGGUGUUCGCUACGAAUCCGGUAGGAACAAGACGAGCGGGGGCGCAACGAGCGAGGUGGUUAGACCAAGUGGAGCGUGAUCUGGCGAACGUGGGGUGCCCGAGAAAUUGGAGAACGGUUGCUAUGAACCGAGUGAAUUUUAGGAAUUAUGUUCGUCAAGUUAUGUCGUGAGACGGAAUACUAUGUAAAUAAAUAAAUAAAUGACGACCCCUUUGGCCGACCCCUGACCCAAAACUUGAUACCUGGAAUCGAUUUCUCGUUCCUCCAAAAAUUCAUGUGCUAAUUUUCAUCACAAUCCGACGAAAAAUAACGUCAAUAUUGCGAAAACAAUAUUUGUCUUGUAUGGACGACCCCCUUCAGAAGGGGUCAUCCGAAAAUCUGAAAACAUUUUUCAUCAUUCCUGGUCCUAAUGAGCAUCCAUGCCAAAUUUCAUCUCUCUAGCUUUUAAGGCGGCUGAGUCUAUAGAGGACAAACAAACAAACAAACCCACAGAAAUUGCUUUUUAUAUAUAUAGAUUUAAAAAUUAUUAUUAUUAUUAUAAUAUAAAUAUUAUAAUUUAAUUGUAUGGGAAACUUUAGAGAACAAGAAUAUAAUACAAAGGGAUUAAGCUUUCCAUGUUAUUUUUUAAUAAUUUUUGGGAAAAAUUUUGUUAUGCUUAUGAGAAGGUGCAUGCAAGACAAACUGAUGGAAAAUUAUUAAAUUUUAUACAAGAAAUAACGAAAAUUUACAAACAGUUCUCACAUAAGUGCAAACAUUUCGGAAGUGCAAGUGUGUCAAAAAAAAACAAACUUACAAAGCUGAGGGAAUUAACAAAAAAAGAUAACAUUAAAAAAUUGACCAAACCUUCGAAUAUCACAAAAUUGACACAAUGGAAAAAAUGACAAAAAUGACAAAAAAUGACAAAAAAUGACAAAAAUGACAAAAAUGACAAAAAUGACAAAAAUGACAAGAAUGACAAAACUGACAAAAAUGACAAAAAUGACAAAAAUGACAAAAAUGACAAAAAUGACAAAAAUGAAAAAAAUGACAAAAAUGACAAAAAUGACAAAAAUGACAAAAAUGACAAAAAUGACAAAAAUGACAAAAAUGACAAA